AUGACCAGCGUUCCUCAGGCUCGACUGAAUACGGGUGCUACUAUUCCCCUGGUUGGCCUAGGGUGUUGGAUGGGUGUACCUGGUGGCGGCGAGCGUGUGUACAAUAUGUGCAUGAAAGCUAUUUCCUUGGGGUACAGGCACAUCGACACCGCUGCAGGCUAUGCGAACGAAGAACAAGUUGGCAAAGCCAUCCGCGACUCGGGCAUCCCCCGCUCCGAGUUCUUCAUCACCACGAAGCUCGCGAACGAAGAAGCGCACGCGGCAGUAUCCAAAGCGCUCGACACCUCCCUCGCCAACCUAGGGCUCGAGUAUGUCGACCUAUACCUUAUACAUUGGCCACAAGCUGCCAUGAACGGAAAAGUCCUGCAACCGGACGAGCAUCCCACCAUCAACGAUACCUGGGCCGAUAUGGAGAAGGUAUUCGAAGAGGGCAGGGCGAAGGCGAUCGGAGUUAGCAACUUCAGCGUCAAGACUCUGAAGCGCUUGGAGGAGACGUGGAAGGUCGUGCCUGCUGUUGAUCAGAUUGAGAUGCACCCGUUUUUACCGCAGAAUGAGCUGAAGGCGUAUUGCGAGGAGAAGGGUAUUCAUCUCACCGCUUACUCGCCAGUCGGCCAGCCAUCCGAGACGUCCAAGGCCCCUUCGCUCUUGAAGAACGAUCUGAUCGUUGAACUGGCGGGGAAGUACAGCGCGACGCCCGGCCAGAUCUUGCUGAGUUGGGGUGUCCAGCGCGGAACGAGCGUCAUCCCGAAGAGCGAGAAUGAGGAACGUCUGCGGAAGAACAUCACGGUCGUCAAGCUUGAAGACGCGGAUGUGAAGAUGAUCGACGAGCUGCACACUCGGCCAGGCCUCCACCGUUCAACACUUCCUUACCACGGAGACAACGGGGUCUUCGGCUGGACGUACGAGCAGCUCGGUUGGCCCUUCAAUGGCGAGGGCAUCGUGAUCAAGCUGUAG
Molecule: messenger RNA, 954 nt
Organism: Peniophora sp. CBMAI 1063
Lineage: Eukaryota; Fungi; Basidiomycota; Agaricomycetes; Russulales; Peniophoraceae
Source: the annotation of a GenBank genome assembly